Molecule: messenger RNA, 513 nt
Organism: Saxophila tyrrhenica
Lineage: Eukaryota; Fungi; Ascomycota; Dothideomycetes; Mycosphaerellales; Extremaceae
Exons: 3
Coding region: 1-513 (170 amino acids)
Source: RefSeq, a predicted model, not a curated record
AUGGCGCUUCUCCUGAUUGCUGCACUAUUCGCAUCUGUCAUGGCACAAAGCUCAAGCAGCACUUCCAAAUUACCUGCUGCUACCACCGUGAACCUCUUCCUAGGACUGGACGACUCGGGAGCACCUAAUGGCCUUGUUAGCUCUGUGUUGCAUGCGGACCAAUGUGUCACAGCCACCUACGGACCGAGCUCGUACGGCCUCUCCAUGGUCGGUACGCCCUCGAUAUUCGACGGCAGCGACGGAGGCACUGUCAUGAGAGUGCAGACUUGUAGUCUCGAGGGCACGACCAAAGCCGUAUGCUCCUUCACCACGGCCGUGGAGCUUUCCGGCAAGUCGACAGCCACUUCGACGAUCGCCACCUAUACUGGCAGCGAUGUCGUCUAUGGCUACCGAUCUGCCAGCGUGUACCUCGAAUCGUUUGGAAUGGCGAGCGCUGCGACUGGGAUCGGAAGGGUGUACAAGAUCAUCGUUGCGCCUGGAGCGGCGGCGUUGCUGGCGAGGGCUUUGGUGUAG